AUCCGUGAGGUAGAAAACAGCUAAAUUAGAGCCAAGAGAGAAAAUUAGCGUUAAAUAUGAUUGUUUUUCACCCUGUCAUUGGAAAACGGGGAAAGCACACAACUGGAUACGAGUGGUGUUGCUGAAAAGUUGUGAAAAGCUCCACGGCAGUGCAACUUAUAUCAUGUCUGGUAAUGUUAUAUUGUAUUCAUUGCCUGUAUUUGGCACUUAGUAUUAAUACCUGCCGCACCAGCGUUAACAUUAUUUAAUAUAUCGGUUAGUGUAUAUGGGCUUCUGCCACAACAACACUGUAUAUGUUUUAUAAACCAUUAACUGUCCUUUUAUAUUCCUUUAAACCGCCUCACCAAACUAUUUGAUUUACCUGGCUUUGCAAGUGGUCUGGUCUCCUUGAUAUAAAUCAAAUUCACAAAUGGCGAAAGAAGAAGACAUUUCCAAAUGGAGCAGAACAAGGGACCCAUCAUCACUACGACAUAGGAAAACAUGUCCCUCAUCAGGAGAAAGUCUGCAAAACCAAAUCAGCAGAGCGUCAAAAGAAAAGGACAGUAAAGCUGACAGGUCGUCGGACGAGGACGGACAGUCUUCAAAUGGCUCUUAUGCUCCGUUUUUGCACUGCAAAAGUCAUGCGUCACAGAUUAAAGUGCUUCUUAUUCUAGUGAUGGGGUUGUCUUUCUCCACACGCCUUUACAAGAUAACAGAACCUCCUCAUGUUUGUUGGGAUGAAACUCACUUCGGAAAGAUGGGGAGCUACUACAUCAACAGAACCUUCUUUUUCGAUGUCCAUCCGCCUCUUGGAAAGAUGCUGAUCGGCCUCGCCGGUUAUAUGACCGGAUACGAUGGCACCUUUCCCUUUAUAAAGCCAGGAGACAAAUAUGAACACCACAUCUACUGGGGGAUGAGAGGGUUUUGUGCCAUCCUGGGAUCCUUCCUCCCAGUCUUUGCCUACCUCAUAGUGCUGGAACUGUCUCGGUCCUACACCGCUGCUCUCAUCACAGCCACUCUUCUCAUAUUUGACACAGGUUGCAUCACCAUCUCCCAGUACAUCCUGUUAGACCCCAUACUAAUGUUCUUCAUCAUGGCAGCAGUGCUGAGUAUGGUCAAGUUCAACCAGCAAAGUUGCAGGCCUUUCACUGCCCCCUGGUGGCUAUGGCUGGUACUGUGUGGUGUAAAUCUUGCUGGGGCUCUUGGGGUGAAGUUUGUGGGUCUCUUUGUUAUCCUUCUGGUGGGACUGAACACAAUCCUUGAUCUCUGGGAUCUUUUGGGAGACCUGACUCUCUCACUGAUGAAUAUUGCAAAGCAUUUCCUGGCUCGGGUUGUUGGACUCAUCCUGCUCCCACUCUUCCUCUAUGUUACAAUGUUUGCACUCCACUUUGUUGUGUUGAACAAAAGUGGACCAGGUGAUGGUUUCUUCAGUUCUGCCUUCCAGUCCCGUCUAAUCGGGAACAACUUGCACAAUGCAUCCAUGCCCGAGUACCUGGCAUAUGGCUCCACGGUUACAGUGAAAAACCUCCGCAUCGCUGGAGGUUAUUUGCACUCUCACUGGCACUUGUACCCAGAAGCAGUUGGAGCACGGCAGCAGCAGGUGACAGCCUAUCUGCACAAGGACUAUAACAACCUGUGGCUGGUUCACAGACAAAAUGAUAAUGAUGCUCAAUCUGGGAGCCCUGAUCUGGUUCGUCAUGGGGACGUCAUUCGAUUGGAGCACAAAGAAACAACUCGUAACCUGCACAGUCACCUCCAUGAAGCUCCUCUGACAAAGAAACACUUCCAGGUUACAGGCUAUGGAACUAAUGGGACAGGAGACGCUAAUGACCUGUGGCGGGUGGAGGUGUGUGGAGGCCAGAAGGGUGACCUGGUGAAAGUGCUGCGGAGCAAAGUUCGCUUUCUGCACACAGCUACCGGCUGCAUGCUUUUUUCCUCUGGAAAGACUCUCCCAAAGUGGGGCUGGGAGCAGGUGGAGGUGACCUGCAGCCCCUACCUGAAAGACACUCCAAGUUCUCAGUGGAACAUCGAGGAUCAUAUCAAUCCCAAAUUACCCAACAUUAGUCUGUCUGUGUUAAAGCCCAGCUUCCUGGAAAUCUUGCUGGAGUCCCACAUAGUUAUGAUAAGGGGUAAUAGUGGCUUGAAACCUAAAGACAAUGAAAUGAACUCCAAGCCUUGGCACUGGCCCAUCAACUACCAGGGACUGAGAUUUUCAGGAGUUAAUGAGUCAGAAUAUCGCGUCUACCUGCUGGGGAACCCUGUGGUCUGGUGGAUAAAUCUGGCCAGUUUAGGGUUGUAUCUCAUCAUGGCUGCAGCGGCAGCAAUAGCCAUUCAAAGAGGUUUCUCCCUGGGCCACAAAAGAAGAGAGCAUUCAUAUGUGCUCAUGAGAGGAGGAGGACUGCUGCUCCUCGGCUGGCUGCUUCACUACGUCCCCUUCUUUACCAUGGGCCGUGUCCUUUACUACCACCACUACUUCCCAGCAAUGCUCUUCAGCAGCAUGCUAACAGGACUUACAUUGGACAUCCUAUUUCGAAGUGCCGACCUGCUGAUCCAUCCACCAUUGUGUGAUUGGUUGCGGAGAGGCGGCUGGCUGGUACUGCUAUUCAGUGUUGUUUACAGUUUCUACCUGUUUCAUCCGCUAUCCUAUGGCAUGACGGGUCCUCUAGCACACGAGCCGGGCAGCACCAUGGCUGGCCUGAAGUGGAUGGAGUCGUGGGAGUUCUAGUCAGCUCUGCAAGGACAUGACACAAAACCUGUGGUGUACAUCCACGGUUGCCAGUAUUAUGGACACAAAGCAGUUUGGACUUCAAAGGUAUUACAAAGGAAUAAUUUUGAUAAGGUACUCACUAAAACUCUGCGUGUCCAAGUAUCUGUGUCACAACAUUUAAUGCUCUGUAGACCAUCAAAAAUAAAGGAUGCUUGAUAAGACGGACUUGAAUUACUACAAUGUGAAAGACAAAGUGUGGUGAAGUCUAUGAAAAGAGACUCAAAUUAACUCUGAGAUGCCUUGAGUGAUGAUAUACUGUAACUUCCAUCCAUAAUCAGCAAAAGUGCCUGAAAGGUAUUGAAAGAAAUCCUGAGAAGUUUAAAUGGUAUUCUUUCUUUAUUGUUGGUUUCAAAACAACUCAUACAGUUGCAUUUGUUUUUAUUCCUGUCAUGGUUAUAGUAUUUUGGUACUGUAUUCAGCUAUUUCUGCUGAGCUCCACUACUACUGACUGUCAUUGUUUACAUUUCAUUU
Molecule: messenger RNA, 3217 nt
Organism: Cololabis saira (Pacific saury)
Lineage: Eukaryota; Metazoa; Chordata; Actinopteri; Beloniformes; Belonidae
Gene: pomt2
Product: protein-O-mannosyltransferase 2
Exons: 21
Coding region: 410-2704 (764 amino acids)
Biological process (GO): protein O-linked glycosylation via mannose
Cellular component (GO): endoplasmic reticulum; membrane
Molecular function (GO): dolichyl-phosphate-mannose-protein mannosyltransferase activity
Source: RefSeq, a predicted model, not a curated record